Aplosporella prunicola CBS 121167 is the source of this 1173-nucleotide messenger RNA. RefSeq lists its product as uncharacterized. The coding region runs from base 1 to 1173 and encodes 390 amino acids. The transcript is spliced from 2 exons. Gene Ontology annotation, molecular function: protein binding. Lineage: Eukaryota; Fungi; Ascomycota; Dothideomycetes; Botryosphaeriales; Aplosporellaceae. The record is from RefSeq and is a predicted model, not a curated record.
AUGGCCAAGACGAAGCCGCAUUCGAAAAAGUCCAGGAAGCAAGACAAGGCUGGCGGCUCGUCGGCCAAGAAAGCCAAAAUGACGCCCGAACAGCUACUCGCGCAGGCCACGACCCUCCUCCACACGAACGAGCCCGAGGAAGCGCUCGUGCAGGCGCGGCGCGCGCUGGCGCAGCUGCAGCCCGCCGCCGACGCGCAACCCUCGCUCGCGGCGCUGCCGGCCUUGAACCUGCUGGGCGAGAUCAACAUUGAGCUCGGCGAUGCCGACACCGCGAGAGACUACUUCACGGUGGCUGUGGCGCUGGACGAGGAGGGCAGGGUGCCCGAGGCGCAGGGUGGUGGCGCGGAGAAGUUCUUGUGGCUGGCGCAGCUCUGCGAGGAGGGCGGCGCUGAGAGCGUGGGCUGGUUUGACAAGGGCGCCGAGAUCUUGAGGAGGGAGAUUGCGGAGGUGGAGGCACAGAGGGAGAGUCCUGAGAGGCAGCUCCUCUUGGAGGAGAAGAAGAAGAAGCUGGCCAAUGCCCUGUGUGGUGUUGUCGAGGUCUACAUGACGGAUCUGUCGUGGGAAGAAGACGCUGAGCAGAGGUGCGAGGCUCUCAUCACCGAGGCGCUGCUCAUUGCACCCAACGUCCCCGAAUCGCUCCAGACGCUCGCGUCGGUCAGGAUAUCACAAUUGAAGCACGACGAGGCUCGCACGGCAUUGAAGAUGAGCAUGGACCUUUGGAAAGAUCUGGAGCCCGCGGACCCCAAGGUGCCCGACUACCCGACGCGGAUUAGUCUUGCGAGACUGCUGAUGGAGGCGGAAAUGGAGGACGAUGCGCUCGAUGUCCUGGAGCGAUUGGUGCUGGAGGACGACUCGAGCGUGGAGGCGUGGUACCUGGGCGGAUGGUGCCUGCACUUGAUGGCGGAGAAGAAGACGGCAGCGGAGCCGGAGGAGGCGGUCCAAGCUCUCAUGAAGGCAAGUCGAGAAUGGCUCACGAACAGCAUGAAGCUGUACCAGAUGCUCGAAUACGAGGACGACCGGCUGAAAGAUCACGCGGUCGAGCUGAUCGAAGGGCUGAACAAGGUGCUUGGCCCGCCGGUGGAAGGCGAGGACGAGGCCGACGACGACGACGACGGCGAGGGCUGGGUGGACGAGGACGCAGCGAGCUCGGACUUGGAGAUGGAGGGGACCUGA